Molecule: messenger RNA, 1006 nt
Organism: Symbiodinium sp. CCMP2456
Lineage: Eukaryota; Dinophyceae; Suessiales; Symbiodiniaceae
Source: the annotation of a GenBank genome assembly
GAGCUCUGCGCGCUUCCCCUCUCCUUCGCGGAGUGCUUGCAUCCUGCGGAAGCGGUGCGGUCUAGCGUCUAUGCGCUCAACAUCAGCCACCGGCAGUGUCGAGAUGUCGAGAACCCGCUACGCAUGGCCUACUAUGCGCGUUGCAUUGAGGGGAAUAACGCGAUCUGGCGGGCCCACCGUACGGCCUGCCUGGAGUAUGCGACCGCCCAGGCAACCUUUCCGGAACCACAUGCCUUGUGCCAAAUGCCACCAGACAUCAGACGACCGAAGCUCGGGAACUACCUUCGCCAGGCCCGCGACCUCUUCAAGGCGAAGCUGGAUCGCAUUCGGGAGCAGGCUGCGCUGCAAUGACACGACUCCUUCCGUCGAGGAGCAGGACCUUUGUCGAGAGAUGGAGUGCAAGUACUUUGACAAGCGGCUCGAGUGUGACGCCGCCCAGGCAUCCUUCGAGCGAGAAGCUUGCCGAGAGCACCGAGCCCGUAGCUGCCAGCAAUAUGAUGAGUGCUUCCGGUCCAAGAGUUCUCUCGCUGAUGUCACCCUGGUGGCAGCGAAGGAAGCUGCAACGACCUAUGCCCACGAGUGGGAAGCGGUUCUGCGCAUCGAGUGCUUCAUCCAUGCCAUUCGGUUCCCCAGCCACGCAGAAGUGGAGCGCGAACUGCAGCGGUGCCGGGAAAAGCACAUCGCCACGGAUCCAGUUCAAAUUCUGCUGCCAGGGCCGAUGCCCCAAGCACAGCCAUGCCAGAGCUCCUCGCUGCGCCCCUGGCAGCCAGGUUCUCCUGAAUUCAGGUCCCGAUGGUACUCGGGACUCCCUGGCGAUACGACGGCUGUCGAUUGCGCCAGUGACUGCUGCAUGGAUACCGCCUUCACGCCAGGCUACCCGGAAGAUGUGCAGCAUUGCCCUUACGCGCGGACAACCACGACUUCAACGACAACGCCGGCCCCUCUGCAGGUGGCCACUGGGAUGUAUUUCGGAAUCUUUGGCGGCGGCUUCCGACUGCACCGCUGA